AUGGAUGCCGAGCGCUUUGACACUUCUGUCCCUCUCUGGAUUCUGCACGUGGAUGGCUCGGCAAACCAGCAAGGCUGUGGUGCCGGCUUAGUGUUAACCACUGUGGACGGUGGCAAAGUCAAAUAUGCCCUCCGAUUCAACUUCAGGACCUCUAACAACGAGGCAGGGUAUGAGGCUCUCCUGGCUGGCCUUCGGCUAGCCAAGAGCAUGAGCGCGAGACAGAUCAGCAUUCACAGUGACUCCCAGCUCAUUGUGAAUCAAAUAACGGCAGACUUCGCAGCCAAGGAUGCCUCUAUGUCGGCUUACCUAUCGGCAGCUCACCAAAUCCUGCAAAAAUUUCAGGCCUACGAGAUUCGGCAGAUCCCCAGGUCUGAAAACAGCCACGCCGAUGCACUCUCACGUUUAGCUUCGGCAAUAAAUGACAAAAUCGGAAGAAAGGUACCGGUAGAGAUAUUAUCCCAGCCAAGCACGACAAUUGCUGAGGUGUGUACCGUACGGUACGAAGACACAUGGAUGUCUCCAAUCUAUGCUUUCCUGACAAACGGAAUCCUUUCGACCGAUAAGUCCCAAGCUCGAAAGCUCCGGUACCGAUCAACAAGAUACACAGUCAUCGACGAUGUUCUGUACAAGCGAGACAACACCACGCCGUAUCUAAAGUGCCUAACCAGAGAGCAGGGGGACUACAUCCUUCGGGAGGUCCACAACGGAGUCUGUGGUGACCAUUCAGGAUCCCGAUCGCUCGCACACGAAGUCUUUCGACAGGGAUAUUUCUGGCCGACUCUGGAAAAAGAUGCGAACAUGUUGGUCAAAAAGUGCGACAAAUGCCAACGGUUCGGUAGCGUCCCUCACAUUCCUGCCGAGCCACUCUCACCGAUUGUGAGCCCGUGGCCAUUCGCCCAAUGGGGAUUAGACCUAAUUGGUCCGAUGCCAGAAGGCAAGGGUAAGGUCAAAUACGCUGUGGUUGCCGUACACUACUUCACCAAAUGGGUAGAAGCCAAAGCCUCAGCAACAAUAACGGCAACCAGAAUUGAAGAUUCGACAUCCCCUACGCCAUCAUCACGGAUAACGGCAAGCAGUUUGAUUCGGAAGUCUUCAGGGAGUUCUGCAUUCGCCUCAAGAUCAACCUGUUGUUUGCUUCGCCAGCUCACCCCCAAUCGAACGGCCAGGUCGAAGCAAUGA
Molecule: messenger RNA, 1179 nt
Organism: Prunus armeniaca (apricot)
Lineage: Eukaryota; Viridiplantae; Streptophyta; Magnoliopsida; Rosales; Rosaceae
Source: the annotation of a GenBank genome assembly